AUGUUGUCAGCUUCUAGAACAGUAGUCAACAGUGCACGUACAGCACGUUCCAUCCGUGGAUUGGCUACCGCUGGGCUCACUAGGGAUUCCCAAGUCCACCAAAACAAUUUGGAGGACCAUUCCUUCAUCAAUUAUAAGAAGAAUGUUGAAAACGUUAAGAUCGUUAGAGACAGAUUGAACAGACCAUUGACUUACGCAGAGAAGAUUUUGUACGGUCACUUGGACGAUCCUCAUGGUCAAGAAAUUGAAAGAGGUGUUUCUUACUUGAAAUUGAGACCUGAUCGUGUUGCAUGUCAAGAUGCAACUGCUCAAAUGGCUAUUUUGCAAUUCAUGUCCGCUGGUAUGCCACAAGUCGCUACUCCGUCAACUGUCCACUGUGAUCACUUGAUUCAAGCACAAGUUGGUGGUGCCAAGGAUUUGGCCAGAGCAAUUGACUUGAACAAGGAGGUUUAUGAUUUCUUGUCAUCUGCUUGUGCUAAAUACAACUUAGGUUUCUGGAAACCAGGUUCAGGUAUUAUUCACCAGAUUGUUUUGGAGAAUUAUGCUUUCCCAGGUGCUUUGUUGAUUGGUACCGAUUCUCACACACCUAAUGCCGGUGGUUUAGGUCAAUUGGCUAUUGGUGUCGGUGGUGCUGAUGCUGUCGAUGUUAUGGCCAACUUGCCAUGGGAAUUGAAGGCGCCAAAGGUUCUUGGUGUUAAGUUAACCGGUAAAAUGUCCGGUUGGACAGCUCCAAAGGAUAUUAUCUUGAAGUUGGCUGGUAUUACUACUGUUAAGGGUGGUACUGGUUACAUCGUUGAAUACUUUGGUGAUGGUGUUGAUACAUUCUCUUGUACAGGUAUGGGUACCAUUUGUAAUAUGGGUGCCGAAAUCGGUGCUACCACUUCCGUGUUCCCAUUCAACCACUCUAUGGUUGACUAUUUGAAUGCUACUAAGAGAUCUCAAAUCGCUGAAUUCGCUGAAUUGUACCAUGGCGAUUUCUUAUCUGCUGAUAAGGGUUGUGAAUAUGAUCAAGUUAUUGAGAUUGAUUUGAAUACCUUGGAGCCUCAUGUUAACGGUCCAUUCACACCAGAUUUAGCCACUCCAAUUUCUGAAAUGAAAGAAACCGCAAAGGCUAACGGAUGGCCUACUGACAUUAGAGUCAACUUGAUUGGUUCUUGUACCAACUCUUCAUAUGAAGAUUGUACCAGAGCUGCAUCUAUCAUUAAGGAUGCUGCCAAGCACGGCCUUAAGGCUAAGACCACCUUCACUGUCUCUCCAGGUUCAGAACAAGUUAGAGCCACCAUUGCCAGAGAUGGAAUUUUGAAGACUUUCCAAGAUUUCGGUGGUAUUGUCUUGGCUAAUGCAUGUGGUCCAUGUAUCGGUCAAUGGGACAGACGUGAUAUUAAGAAGGGUGAAAAGAACACAAUUGUUUCUUCAUUCAACAGAAAUUUCACUUCAAGAAAUGACGGUAACCCUGCAACUCAUGCUUUCGUUGCUUCUCCUGAUAUCGUUACUGCUUACGCUCUUUCUGGUGACUUAGGAUUUAACCCUAUCACUGAUACUUUGAAGGGAGCCGAUGGUAAGGAAUUCAAGUUGAGCCCACCACAAGGAGUUGGUUUACCACCAGAUGGAUACGACCCAGGUCAAAACACUUACCAAGCACCACCAAAGGUCAGAUCAGAAGUUGAGGUUAAGAUCUCUCCAACUUCUGACAGAUUGCAGAAGUUGACUCCAUUUAAGCCAUGGAACGGUAAGGAUGCUAAGAACUUACCAAUCUUAAUCAAAGCUUUAGGUAAGACUACAACCGAUCAUAUUUCAAUGGCCGGUCCAUGGUUGAAGUACCGUGGUCAUUUGGAGAACAUUUCUAACAACUAUAUGAUUGGUGCUAUUAAUGCUGAAAAUAAGGAAGCUAACAACGUUAAGAAUCACUACACUGGUAAAUACGGUGGUGUUCCACAAGUCGCAGCUGAAUACAGAGAUUCCGGUCACCAAUGGGUUGUCAUUGGUGAUGAGAACUUUGGUGAAGGUUCUUCAAGAGAACACGCUGCCUUGGAACCAAGAUUCUUGGGUGGUUUCGCUAUCAUUGUGAAAUCUUUCGCUCGUAUUCACGAGACCAACUUGAAGAAACAAGGUUUAUUGCCAUUAACUUUCAAGAACCCUGCUGACUACAACAAGAUUAACCCAGAUGAUGAAGUUGAUUUAAUUGGCUUGACUACCCUUGCUCCAGGUAAACCAGUUAUAUUGAGACUUCAUCCAAAGAAUGGUGAACCUUGGGACUGUGAGUUACAACACACUUACAACAAAGAACAAAUUGAGUGGUUCAAAUACGGUUCCGCUUUGAACAAGAUGGCCGCUGCUCACAAGCAUAGCUAA
This is a messenger RNA of Priceomyces carsonii, 2352 nucleotides long. It is a transcript of the gene ACO1, whose product is annotated as aconitate hydratase. Gene Ontology annotation, cellular component: mitochondrion; cytosol. Gene Ontology annotation, molecular function: 4 iron, 4 sulfur cluster binding; aconitate hydratase activity. The transcript has a single exon. Gene Ontology annotation, biological process: tricarboxylic acid cycle. Bases 1 to 2352 code for a protein of 783 amino acids. The record is from RefSeq and is a predicted model, not a curated record. Lineage: Eukaryota; Fungi; Ascomycota; Pichiomycetes; Serinales; Debaryomycetaceae.